GUUUGGGCAAGAAUCUCAAGGAAGAAGCCUCUCCUCCUUUUGCGCCUCCAAAACCAAAACUACAAACUCUCUCGCCCUCACACCGCCAAGAUUCUUCCCUCCCCCCGCCUCCUGCUGCCAUUCCCGCCUCACACAAAAUAAGGAAAAAUGGGGUUUCUCUUUCUUUUUCUCAAGCCCACCACCCCCACCUCCUUCUUCAUCCUCCUCCUUCUCCUCACCCUCCUCCUCUCUUUUCUCACCACACCCACUCGCGCGCACCCACACGCAGCAGCAGCAGCAGCAGAUUCCCAUCUCUCCACCCCAGGCUUCGGUGACAUUGCCAACUCAGCCAACCCAUCUUCCUCACCGCCCCAUCCCCCUCAACUCAACAACGCGGGCCCCACCAGGUCCUCCUCCUUCCGGCCGAGCAUAGCCAUAAUCGUCGGCGUUCUCACCACCGUCUUCUCCGUCUUCUUCCUUAUUCUCCUCUAUGCCAAGCACUGCAAGGGCAGUGCUCUCGUCGUCGUCGGCGCUGACUCCAAUUCCGGACCCUCCGGACCCUCCCCGCGUAAAAACUCUGGCAUUGACCGCUCCAUCGUCGAGUCCCUGCCCGUUUUCCGUUUCGGGUCGCUCCGCGGUCACAAGGACGGGCUCGAGUGCGCGGUCUGCCUGACCCGGUUCGACCAGACCGAGGUCCUCCGCCUCCUCCCAAAAUGCAAACAUGCGUUCCACGUCGAGUGCGUCGAUACGUGGCUCGACGCCCACUCCACCUGCCCACUCUGCCGGUACCGGGUCGACCCGGAAGAUGUCCUCUUAGUCGACGACGCCGCAAAGCUCUUGCAACCGAAGAACAGCGACGUCGUGAUAGAGAUCGAGAACGACCCAGGUUUUCGUCGGAUUUCGGGGCGGCACUCGUUCGCCGGAGAACGCAGACCGGGACAUCAUCAAAUCCAAACGUGGUCGUUUCGGAGGUCGCUGGACAGCUGGACGGCAUUCCGAAAGAAGAGCGAGCAGGCCGCCGUCGGAUGCUUCGACCGACCCAGAAAAGACGGACUCCUGUUGGGUCAACACAGGACGAGGUUGGAGCACCGGAUCAUAGUCUCCCCAACCGGAUCGGGGUAUGGUCCCGGUGGGCUCCACCAGAGAUGGAGCGAUUUACAGCCGUCAGAUCUUCUGUAUCUACGGUCAGAGAUGAUCAUGAGCGAAGGGUUGACACGUCAUGGGGCGCAGCAGCAGAGCGAGAAUGAUAAUGGGCAGCAGGUGAUUGCGGGGCCCGCGGCGGCAGGAGGAGGAGGAGGGCCCGGAGAGAUUGUUGGGAGCAGAAGAUCAUGGAGCGGUGGUGGUGGCAGGAGCGUAAUAAAUUCGAGAAGCGUGUCGGAAAUCACGGGGCUGAGCAGGUUUUCGAGCAGAGCGACGGGGAGUAAUGGGAGCCAACAGGAGCAGCAACAACGACAGAUCAAGCUCGUGGCCAGGUGGCUGGCGUGGGUUUCUUCUCUCUCUCGAUCGGCAAUACGGACGGAGCGUACUACUGUCCCCACCCCCACUUCUCCACUGACCAUUUGUUAGCUUUUGCAGUUUUUAUUUUUUAUUUUUUAUUUUUUAUUUUUUAGAGUUAUACAGAGCGCGCCAAAACUUAGAUGGUAGAGAGAAGAGAAGCCAGUCCACUACCUUCCAAAAUAUCUUUUAUUUUUCACUUUAGUUUUGUUUGAGUAGAAAGCAUUAUUCUAGGCACACGGGCAGAGGGAUAGAUAUUCCAGACAACCACGGAUAACGAUAUGGCACGUGAAUUUUUUUUGAUACGGGGAAGUAGUUCUUCUACUUUCUUGCUCGUUUGUUGUACUUUCUAUUCUAGCGAAUGCUAAGAUUGUAUAAAAAUGUAACGGUAGAGAGAUUAAAUUUAAUCUCUAGCAUUA
Molecule: messenger RNA, 1892 nt
Organism: Pyrus x bretschneideri (Chinese white pear)
Lineage: Eukaryota; Viridiplantae; Streptophyta; Magnoliopsida; Rosales; Rosaceae
Product: RING-H2 finger protein ATL43-like
Exons: 1
Coding region: 148-1545 (465 amino acids)
Source: RefSeq, a predicted model, not a curated record